Molecule: messenger RNA, 1761 nt
Organism: Exophiala bonariae
Lineage: Eukaryota; Fungi; Ascomycota; Eurotiomycetes; Chaetothyriales; Herpotrichiellaceae
Exons: 1
Coding region: 1-1761 (586 amino acids)
Source: RefSeq, a predicted model, not a curated record
AUGAAUUUAGCAGAGAACGCCGAGAAGCUCGCACUCGGCCAACACGACGGCUGGGAGCCGACGGCGUGGGAUGGACUCGAGCAAACGCUAGAAGUUAUCAAGGCGCGCAACAUCAAGAUCAUCAUUAACGGCGGUGCGCUGAACCCAAAAGGCCUGGCGCAGAAAGCACAGAAACUCUCCAAGGUGAAACGGCUAGGGUUGAAGAUUGCUUACGUGUUCGGAGACGACUUGCUGCAGGAGGUAAAGACCGAAUUGGCGGAGACGGGCAAACUGCCUUCACAUCUCGACAGUGAAAAUGACAAAGUUUCGCUGGCUGAGAAUGCGACUGCGUUGCUCGACACUAAAGGGAAGCCGCUCGUCAGUGCCAACGCUUACCUGGGAGCGAGGGCUAUUGUGAAAGGUCUGGAACUCGGGGCAGAUGUCAUUAUUUGUGGACGAGUCGCGGAUGCAAGUCCUGUCAUUGGCGCUGCGUGGUACUGGCACCAGUGGUCCGACACCGACUUCGAUAGACUGGCGGGUACUCUGGUUGCAGGACACUUGAUCGAGUGUUCGGCAUAUGCGACCGGGUCCAAUUUCUCCGGCUUUGACGAAUACCCUCUGGAGACCUUCGUGGACCUCUCCUACGGGAUUGCCGAGGUGUUUGACGAUGGGACUUCUGUCAUCACCAAGCAUGAGAACACCAAGGGGCUGGUCAACGAGGACAAUAUCAAGUGCCAAUUCCUGUAUGAGCUUCAAGGGGGUAUGUACCUCAAUUCUGAUGUCGCGGCCGAUACCACGAAUAUCAAGAUCGAGCAGGUAGGUAAGAAUCGAGUGAGGCUGUCCAAUAUCAAGGGGUUCGCUCCACCACCAACAACGAAACUCGCAAUAUUUUACCAUGGAGGAUAUGAAGCCCAACUCUUGACAAAUGCAACAGGUUAUGCAACGGCGGAGAAGUGGAAGCUAUUCGAAGCACAGAUGCAUCACGCCCUCGAGCAAAAGGGACUCAAGGAUCAAUUCCAGCUUCUUGACUUUCAGAUCCUGGGGACACCAGCAGCGAACCCACGAUCACAAUUUGCAAGCACCACUUACUGCCGUACUUUCGUGCAAGCCGAUACUCAGUUAGCGAUAUAUGGGCUACUGAAAGCGUGGAGUGAGAUUGCGAUGCAUCAUUUCUCGGGAUUUCACCUUUCAUUGGACACGCGAACUGCAUUACCUCGAUCCUACCUUGCAUACUACCCUGCCUUGUACCCUCAGGAUAAACUCAAGGAGGGAGUGGUUCUCCUGGACGAAGACGGCGGAGAAGCGGAGACUGUAGACGCCGGGCAUCCGCCGAGGUAUCAAAGCCUGGGAAAGCGAGAGAAUUAUGAGACAGCAACCCACGUCGAUCUCUCCUCGUUCGGCCCAACUCGAAAGGCCCGACUGGGAGACAUCUGCCUCGCUCGGUCGGGUGACAAAGGCGCAAACAUCAAUUUUGGCCUGUUUGUGCGGCACGCUCACCAGUAUGCCUGGCUUCAGACCUUCAUGACGAGGGAUAAGAUGAAGGAGCUCAUGGGUGACGACUGGCGGGAUGAUUUCUUCAUUGAACGUAUGGAGUUCCCCAAUAUAUGGGCGGUUCAUUUUGUGAUUUACGGACCACUUGGUCGUGGGGUCAGCAGUUGUCGUCUGCUCGAUGCUUUGGGUAAAGGCUUCGCGGAUUAUAUCCGCGACAGACUUGUAGAAGUCCCGGAACAGUUUCUGGAAGAAGUGCAGGAGGUCAAAAGAGCGCGGCGUGCGAUGUUAUGA